AUGAGCGAAAGUUCAUCAUCAUCAAGUAGUGACGAUAGUGCUCCUCCAUCGCCCUAUCGUAAUGACGAAUCAAAACCAGGAAUUAAGAGAGAAUUCAGAGAGGAAGACGAGGAACAAGAAGAACAACCUGGUGAUGUCUCUGAAGAUCCAAUUGGUCUUGAAGACAAUCAGGACACACAAGAUACACAAGACACACAAGAAGACGAAGCCGAGAAAUUACGGUCACCUUCACCAUCCAACUUACGCGCAACGGAUGAUUCUGAUGAUGAUGUAUCGCCUAAGAAGAAUAGAGUCCUGAUUGAUUCUGAUGAUGAAGAACCCGAUGAUGGAGGAGAAGCUGUUAGUCCAGAAAAGAAGAAAAAGAAGCACGCAUUCGUAGAGUCAGACGAGAGUGAUGAUGACGAAGAGAGAAAGGAGAAAACACAGAAACUUUUGGGGUCUGACGAUUCGGAUGAUGAAGCAGGAAAAGAAGGAAAGGAACGCUCGGAUGAGGUGGGAGACCUUAUGACUAAUAUAUUCGGUGAUGAUUCCGAUGAAGAAGAAGGAAAUAAAGACGAAGCUGGUCCACAAGAAGAAGAUGACGAUCCAGGAGUCGAAGCAACCUAUAAGGAAGACAGAGAAGAUGAUCCUGGAUUUGAAUGGGAUUUUGACAUUAUGCUCAGAGACAAGAAGGCAGAGAAGAAAAAGAAACGUAGAAGGAGGAAUGAUGGCAUUGACAUUAUAAACGACGACGACGGAGCAAUUGCUGCAAUGGUGGAAGCGAUGAAAGGGGCUACAAAGGAGGAUAGAAUUUCUAACAUGGAGCGAAAACCUGCUCUGCGUAAACGCAGGAUGCUGGCCGAUGUGAAGACCAUGCUUCUGAGGGUGGAUAUGCAAGAAGCUCUCGUUGAUAAUGGAAUGCUAAGCGCUGUGUCGGAUUGGCUCUCUCCACUUCCUGAUAAAAGCUUACCAGCUUUGGAAAUAAGAACAGAGCUUUUGAAGUUGUUGAUGGGCUUCACGAGACUCGAACAGAGUGUGCUGAAACAGUCUGGUCUUGGAAAAGCUGUUAUGAUGCUCUAUAAACAUCCCAGGGAGACGAAGGAUAAUAAAGAAAUGGCUUCUCGUCUUAUCAGAGAAUGGGCUAGACCUAUAUUCCAGCUCGAUACUGAUUUUCGAUCAUUGUCCAGAGAUGAACGCGUUCAACGUGAUUUAGAGCAUAUGCCUAAGGUCAAAAAGAGAAGAAUGAGUACUGAAACUCAGCCAACAAUCAAUCCAGGUUUACUGGAUCCUUUGGACCCAGGAAAACGUGAUGGAGCUGCGGGCGUUAGUGCUGCCGAUAAAGGAAUCAACCGUGCUCGUGUGCCCAGACCUUCUACAAGAGACUAUGUGGUCAGACCUAAGAGUUUAGUAGAAGGAGAAUUCAAGGGGGAGCGGAAAGGUAAAGCAUACACUCGUUUGGAUAAGACGCAGAGGGAAUUCAUGGAAAGGACAAAGAAAAACAAAGCAAAGAGAGCAGUCACCGUCUCCUUAGAAGGACGCAAUUUGGCAAUUUAA
Messenger RNA from Auanema sp. JU1783, 1533 nucleotides. The record is from the annotation of a GenBank genome assembly. NCBI's taxonomy places the organism in Eukaryota, Metazoa, Nematoda, Chromadorea, Rhabditida, Rhabditidae.